Messenger RNA from Python bivittatus (Burmese python), 2791 nucleotides. RefSeq names its product transmembrane 4 L six family member 18 (gene TM4SF18). The record is from RefSeq and is a predicted model, not a curated record. Gene Ontology annotation, cellular component: membrane. Lineage: Eukaryota; Metazoa; Chordata; Lepidosauria; Squamata; Pythonidae.
CCUCAUCUAGUGCCAGUGUAUAAAUUUCCAAGUAAGGUUCCAAGCCUAAGUUUGGAUGGGUACAUCUCAAUUAAAUGCUAACCUGAUUACAUGCUGCUAUGUAGACGAAAAGCAGUCAGUCACUACUUCCUGAUUACACACACAAUCCAUUCUUACUUUUUCCUUUCAGAUGAAUUCUGUCUUCCUAAGAUUGAUUGAGGGGUCUGAGUAGAACCAUAGGGAAUUCCCUUUAGAAACAAAGUUCUUCAGAGGAACGCCCACCCCACCCCACCCCAUUCCACUUCUCAGGAUAAGACAAGAAUCCAGCCAGUGCUAUUUCUCUAUUGUUCUACCAACAGCAAUACUUUUAUUUACCAGGCACUGGACUUGUCAGACGAGAAACAUAUCCCAGCAACCGAUUCUUAUAAAUGCAAAAUGACUCCAUUCAGCCAAGAAAGCAAGAGCUUUUGAACACUUGGGAAAGAAUUUAUCCACUGCUUUCUCUGCUCUUUUGACAUGGGCUUACAAAAGUGCAGCGGCUGUUUGAGUUGCCUGUUGAUCCCCCUGGCACUGUGGAGUAUUGUUAUAAAUAUUCUUCUAUAUUUUCCUGAUGGGAAGUCUUCAUAUGCCUCCAGCAAUAAUCUCACCAACUAUGUCUGGUAUUUUGAAGGAAUCUGUUUCUCAGGUAUUAUGAUUCUUAUGCUGGCAGCACUUUUGGUAAUUCUGGACCGGGACACCUUUUAUAAAUGCUUCCAAAGUGAAAGUUGCACCAGAACAUAUAGGCGUUUCAUUUCUGUUGUGCUUUCCCUACUAGGGAUUGCAUUCUCUGGCUACAGUUUGAUCAUAUCUGCUUUGGGCUUAGUGCAAGGCCCAUACUGCAAAACCUCAGCUGGCUGGGAAUAUGCCUUCAAAGAUACUGCAGGCAGCUACCUCAUGGAUCAUACUUCCUGGUCCCAAUGCACUGAGCCUGCUUAUGUAGUGGAGUGGAACAUCAUUUUGUUUUCUAUUCUGAUAGUUCUUAGCGGCCUCCAAAUCUUGAUCUGCUUUCUGAAAAUAAUUGCAGAAUUAAAGCAAAUCCUGUGUGGAAAUUAUCCUGUCUUUGUUCAGCCUGCACUGGUCUAACCAUCUUGAGGAAUGACUCCAACAUGACUCCAUCAUAUCCCUGAGCAUACAUUUUGAUAUUAAUUUUUAAAUAGAUUCUUCUGUUUCUGUGUUACACAAGAAGGAAUACCAAUGUUUUUCAAACAUAUUAUUUAUGAUGCUCCAGAUGCUUCAGCUCAAGUGUGCAGUUUUUGGAUAGUCCGUUUUUCUUGUUGCCUGUUCACAUACCUUUUCCCUCCCUUGCAUUUGUUAUGUAUUUAAAUUGUGAGCCCCUUGAAAAAUGAUGGAUCUUUUGUUUUUACAUAAUGUAAAUCACUUGCAUAUCAUAGAUACUACAUGAAUAAAUAUUUAGUUCAUUGGGUGGUCACAUUAUUGUGAACAACAGCAAUAGACACCUUCUUAGUGAGGUGAUAAACUUAUAUCUGGACUACACCAUUUUGGAUCACAAAUGGGAUUUUGCAUGAUUAAAUGCACAACUGAAUAAAAACUUCCCUCUGCAUAGAUGUUGGGAGAAAUGUCAUAAUCUGAGAUGAGAUUUGGGGAAUGUCUUUCGUGUGCAGAAACCCAUAAGACCAGUCUUACCCAAUGCUGGUUCACCCAUUGACCAAGAAGAAUUGAGUGGUUCCCUAAUUUGCCUUAAUGAAAUACAGUUAUAUAUUUGCUUUGGAUACUUGCCCACAGGGAUUAUCCUUAAUAAAAUAAAAUAAAAUAAAAUAAAGUAAAGUACUAACUUAAGAAACGUUGCACCUCUUCACAUCCUUGUGAUCUCAUACUGUCUUUUAUUUUCAACUGCCAUUUUAUUUCUGGCUCAGCUGCAAUGUUUCAGGAAUCACUGAAAAGGCUCCCUUUGCAUCUGUAGUACUGAAGCUCUGCAGAAGUUACUGAUCAGAUCAUUUCUCCACUGGUGAUAGCUUGCCUUUUUACCUGCUCCAAAGAAAUUAUUGCUGUUGUGUGAUAAUUGGGUCAGAAAAUAAAAAGCGGAUAAAGUUGCUCAAGAACCCGUUUACUUCUAAUAAAAGUCUACUUGAAUUGGAUGGGUACAUUUUAACUAACAAAAACAUAACAUAAUUGUGAUCAUGCUGAAGUUAAUUUUUGGUUUCUGCUAAUCAUCAGCCUUGUAAAUGUCAGCUUUUGAAGAGAAUGGCAGAAGAAACUGAACAGGUUGGGAUUAGUGAAACAAACAAAACAAAUCUUCAGAUUGCAUUGUAGAGCUUUUAGGGUAAUGUUGCACAAUUUGUCCCAGUUAUCAAUUAAGACAUGCAUGACCAAGCAACCAAGCAUUCAGGAAGAAGUAUUUUAAUAAUAUUCACAAGUAAUGCCAGUCUUGUCUGAAAUUUGUUAAUAUUGCAUUGAUAUAUUAACUGCAUAGAAUUUUGGACAUUGUCCUCCAGUUUAAUGCUCAAAUAUAACAUUCCCCAUGUUGUGAAAUGUGGGAAAUUUCAGCUUUACUGUAUCAAAUAGAAGAAACAGGAGAAGCUUGAUGUCCUGUUGGGAAACUCCAAAGCAUUUCACCAUAGCAGGGACUCUUUUUAAUCUUUUAAAAUCCUUUUAAGAACAUUUUCCAAAUUCACAUAUUGAGAUCUAAAACCUGAUUUGCAUUUGAACAAGAUUAACUGUAAUAAAAAUGUUUUUUGCUGUUGCUUCAAAUAAUCCAUGAGUUGCCCUAAGAGUUAUUGCCACCAAAUCUGGCAGUGUGUGUUUAAACAAGACU